ACCACUUAAGCACCAGCUCCUGCUGGCUAGCACGCUCCGUACUAUCGCAUACAAUGUCGAUGAGGCCCUUCUCGGGUCUUCACACAGCUUCCCGGACCCUCAUACAGCACAAGACUUCUAUCCCAUGUCCCCAGCCAGCCUGGGUCACCAACACGUCACAUACCCGGGUUCGUCCACGCCCCGGAAGCUUGCCGGCUCGUGAUCACCAGAGUUAUCACCGCCCACCACCACGGCCCUUUGCGCCAUUACGGAACAGAACAGAUCGAACCCAGAGUCGAGACACUCGUGCUUUUAUCAGCUCAUUGCCCCCCAUGUCGGGUGCCAUGUACAACCCAAAGGCCAAGCAGGCGGUCAAGCAGUCUGGCAAGGGAGGUCCUUCGCCAGAGCCGCGACCAAGUGCCAGCGUCGUCCUUCUGUCGCCCACAAACCAGGUCCUUCUCCUGCGCAGAGUCAAGACGUCGUCCGCCUUCCCGUCAGCACACGUGUUUCCUGGUGGAAACCUCUCCGACUUCCACGAUGGCAAGGUGCCCCCUCCAGACGAUCCAAAACGGCACCAGGACUCCCUGCAAUACCGGCUGGCAGCUAUCCGCGAGACCUUUGAGGAGAGCGGCAUAUUGCUGGCGCGCGAGAUUGGCAAGAAAGACGGCCCGCUACUGAGCUUGCCUGCUGCUGAGCGGGACCGUGCUCGCCGUGCCAUUUACAAGAACGAGAUCCGCUUCGUCGACUGGCUCAAGUCUGUCGGCGGCGAACCUGACACGGACAGCCUUCACCCGUUCACGCGAUGGCUCACACCCAAACCGACGCCCAAACGCUUCUCCACGCAGAUGUACCUCUACAUGCUUCCUCUCUCGGCGGGCACCGACAUGGCCGCCUCCAUACCGCAGGACCCAGCGAUCGAGGCUGCAGAGCGGGAAGCCCAGAUCCCCACCCCGGACGGAAGCGAGGUUAUGACGGCGCGUUUCGACGACCCGAGCGCCUGGAAUGCGCGCAACCUGGCAGGAAAAUCUAUCAUGUUCCCGCCCCAGGUCUUUCUGAUCCAGAUGGUCGGGCAGUUUGUGCAGGGCCCGCACCCGACGAAAGACAGCGACAAGAACAACAAGACUGCGCACUACGCCGCGCAGAGAGAAAAGCUACUCGCCUGGCUCAAGACGACGCCGACUUGCAACAAGGACAAAUACGCAUCUCAAGCGGCAUCCCAAAUCCCCUGGGCGGACAAGUGCAUUAGCCCCGUCUCCAUCGGUCUGCGAAAAGCCGAUGGCCGUGCAAUUCUCACGCUCGACAAGCCCGGGCCCGAGUUGCGAGGCACUGGCCGCGGGGGCGAUUGGGAGCGGGUGGUCCUUGUCAAGUUCGGCGGGCCCGGUCCAACCAACGUCGAGAUUGUCGACCGUGACGAGAUCUUUGCCGAGAUGUAUGCUGAUCGGGAGCGGGAGAGCGAACCUGAAGGGGCUUCGAAGCUGUAAUGCAUACACAAACUACCUUGAUACGAGAACCUUUAACGGCACGACAGAGUCACGCUAUCCGACGCGACAAAGUCUCUGCUCUGUACCGCAGUAUUUACACUCCAUAAGUUAAUGAUUGUAGCCUUGAGUCAUCACUACAAAAUCCAUUCCUAAUAAUACCCCAAUCCUAACUUACCGAAGAGGCGAAGGAUUCUCAAUGAAGAUUACUUGAAAAGCGUUCUAUAAAGUAGCCGGUGCUUUACUCAUACUCUACAUUAUCCAACCAUACUUAAGAAUAACUUGAUCGUGCGCCUCAUGCCUGAACUUUGUCGUACAUUCAGAGGUCACCCCAGAUAGAUAGAAUCAUGUCUAGCUUGUUCUACCAUAUCGCGACCGAGGCAACAAUGGUCUACGCAAGAUCAAACG
Molecule: messenger RNA, 1865 nt
Organism: Microdochium trichocladiopsis
Lineage: Eukaryota; Fungi; Ascomycota; Sordariomycetes; Xylariales; Microdochiaceae
Exons: 1
Coding region: 54-1460 (468 amino acids)
Cellular component (GO): mitochondrion
Molecular function (GO): hydrolase activity, acting on acid anhydrides, in phosphorus-containing anhydrides
Source: RefSeq, a predicted model, not a curated record